GGGGACGCAACAGAGGCAGGCCGGAGCCGUUGCAUGACCCGCAGUAACCAGCGCGAGCUCGCCCGCCAGAAGAAUAUGAAAAAGCAGAGCAACUCGGUUAAGGGAAAGCACCGAGAUGAUGGGCUUUCUGCUGCCGCCUGCAAGCGGAGGGACUCGGAGAUCACGCAGCAGAAGCAGAAAAAGGCAAACGAGGAGGAACCCAAGUAGC
Cervus elaphus (red deer) is the source of this 208-nucleotide messenger RNA. RefSeq names its product small EDRK-rich factor 2-like. The transcript has a single exon. The record is from RefSeq and is a predicted model, not a curated record. NCBI's taxonomy places the organism in Eukaryota, Metazoa, Chordata, Mammalia, Artiodactyla, Cervidae. Bases 34 to 207 code for a protein of 57 amino acids.